UUAUCAACAAUAACAAGAGCGACGCAACACAGUCCGGCGAUCAAAGUGCGCAGCUCAGUGUGAAAUGACGUGGAUCAACUGAUCAUCAGGAGGGUUCUGUGAAUUAAUGCGUCUUCUCUCGAGUCUGAUUGAUGAUCUGCUCAUUCAAUCUGUACAGGUGUGUGGCGUGGGACAGUGCAAUGGAAUCCUCUGAGACAGAAGGCCGGACCUUUAUUCAGGCGAUUAGUGAAAAAUACAGCCCAGAGAACUUUCCUUGUCGUCGAGGACCAGGCAUGGGGAUUGUGAUUGUACCAUCUGGACCACAGGGGUCACCAAUGAAAGACCGUCUGAACUUGCCCAGUAUGCUUGUUUUAAAUGGUUGUGGAAUUAGUCAUGCAGGAGAUGAGGGAGAAAUCGCUGCCUUCUGUGCCCAUGUAGUUGAACUUGAUCUGUCCCACAAUAAGCUCCGAGACUGGCAUGAGAUCAGCAAGAUUGUUUUCAACAUCCCAAACCUGAAGUUCUUGAACCUCAGCUCUAAUCAACUGAGUGAUGCAGUCUUGGAUCCAGACUGCGCUAAGGCCUUCUCCAGCAUCUGCCGUCUUGUUCUUAAUAAUACUCAAGUAUCCUGGGACACAGUGCACACUUUUACACGAGAGAUGCCUGAACUAGAGGAGCUGUUCCUGUGCCUUAAUAAUUACACCACUGUGACGCUUUCGUCCAUGCCCUGCUCCACUCUGCGUCUGCUCCACAUCACAGACAACAGUCUGCAUGAGUGGAACGAGGUGCGAAAAUUCGGCUCCAUGUUCCCUGCGCUGGACACUCUGAUCAUGGCCAACAACAACCUGAGCUCCAUUCGGGACUCAGGAGAAAUCCUUAGCCGGUUGUUCCCUAAUCUACGAAGCAUCAAUCUGCACAACUCAGGACUUAAUCGAUGGGAGGACAUUGAGAAGCUAAACUGUCUGCCCAAGCUAGAAGAGGUGAGACUGCAAGGUAUUCCUCUGCUGCAGGCCUACACAAGCACAGAGCGCCGCAGUCUGAUGAUAGCCCAGCUGCCCUAUGUAACCUGCCUAAAUGGGAGUGUCGUGACUGACUUAGAGAGAGAGGACGCAGAGAGGUUCUUCAUCCGUUAUCACUUAGACCAUUCUGAGGAAGAGCUGCCUCACAGAUAUCACUGCUUGGUGACCAAGUAUGGGAAGCUGGCUCCUCUGGCUGAGAUCGACCUUCGGCCACGCUGCCACGUCAAGGUGGAGGUGCGCUAUGAAGACAAAGUGGAGCAGGUGAGCAUCCGGCUGAACCAGACCGUUGCAGAGCUGAAAAAGCAGCUGAAGACAGUAGUACAGCUCCCCACCCACAACAUGCGCCUUUACUACAUUGACAAGGGUAUCGCCUUCGGGCCUGAUGAGCUGAAAUACAGCACACGGGCUUUGCACUCAUACAGAAUUCAAGAUGGGGAUGAGAUCCUAGUGGUUCCCAAAAAAAAAUAACUGGCAUGCCUAAGGGUCACUGAAAUAUAUAUAUUUAAUUAACCAAACCCACUUUGAAUUAGAACUAUCUAGACUCCACAGAGUGAAUGGAACUUUCAGGGAAAAUAAAAACCACCUAGGCUCAUCACACUUGCUGGGGCUUCAAAGAUGUUUUAGUUGUUCUCAAGCAGCACUACAUGUGUAACAUCACUACACAGUCGCCAGAAACCCCACUUUUGUGCACCUUUGGUUUUGUUGCAGUUCGUUAAUGGUUUCCCUUUUAACUUAAGACUUUACAAGCAAACCCAAAUUUUCAAAGGCCCAUUUCUUCAAGAAUAAAGCACAGAGGAGGGCUCUGGCACCCCAGAAUGUGCAUUUUACAGAUCUUUAGACAAUCACUAAUAGCUCAAAUACUGACUGAGAACAUGUUGCACUGCACUGAUGUCUUAAAGGAGAAAUCAUGGACGUGUUCAUUGCCUGGCAAACCCCAUUUGUGUGUUGUAUUCUGUGUGAGCCAUUAACUACAAACAAAAGACUCUCAGGCCUUAUAUAUCUUAUAUAUGGGCAAUGCUAGCUUCACAUGAGUAAAUAUUUGGGAAUAAUUUAAUUCACUUCUAUCUUUCCUUUUUUUUUAGGUCUAGUUCAUUUUAUUAUUUUUUAUGUUGUGAUUGAUGUCAGAAAAAUUGCAGAACAGAAAGCAGGUACUGUUUAAAUGUAUUCAUUUUUUUUUUUUAAAGGAAAACCUCUAUUAGUACUUUCCCUAUUGAAUGUAGUGCUGUGGAUGGCUCAACUCCUUCAAAACAAGGCAUACAUUGGGGAAAAUUUUAAUUCUAAUUUCAAAUUCGUUCAUGUCAAGUGUUGUGUUGGUUUCUACUUUUUAUCCUCACCCUAAUAAGCCCUGUUGAGUUACAAAAAGACAACACAGUCAACCAAAGAUUGUUUUAUUAUGAUGUGCAGUAUUUGAUGUAUAAUUAUUCAUUAACUGAUUGGUGUCAAUUGUUUUAUUAAAUGACAAUACAUAAAUUAGUUGCACAUCAAUCAUGGUGUAUUACUUUAUCCAGCUAGUAUACAAUAAGAAGGGGUUUUAAAACCUUUGAAUUAUUUAAGACCUUAUUGACUCAAUGAUUAUGCGGCUGUUAGUUCACAUGUCUGACGUGUGUUGAAAUGUGCAGUGCCAGACUGUUUCCUUAUGAUGUAGAAUAUGCCAGUGUCAGGGACAGAAAGCAAUGUUUAUUUUUAAUGUUUUUUUUUUUUGUUUGUUUUUUUGUUUUUUCAUCAGAUUAAUUAUUUCAUCAUUUGCUUACCAUGCCUGGUUCUACAAAAUCAACUAGGUUUAGCAACUAAAACUGGCUAAAAUGCUAAUUGGUUUUAAUCACUCUUUAAUGUUGCUAGUAAUUAAAGGAAAAGUUCACCCAAAAAUGAACAUUUCCUCACUAUUUACUCUCCCUCAUACCAUCCCAGAUGUGCAUGACUUUUUCUUUGGCAGAACACAGAGUUUUGGAAGAAUAUCUCAGCUCUGUAGGUCCAUACAAUGCAAGUGAAUGGUGACCAUAAUUUGGAAUCUCCUAAAAGCACAUGAAGGCAGCAUAAAAGUAAUCCAUAUGACUCCAGUGGUUUAAUCCAUGUCUUUUUCAGCAAUCUAAUCAAUUUUGGGUGAGAACAGACCAAAAUGUAACUCAUUAUUCACUGUACAUCUUGCUAUUGCAGUCUCUAGGCCCGAUCAUGAUUUCAAGCUUUGAUUACACUUCCUAGUGCUUGAUGCAUGUGCAGAGCGCUAGAUGGUGAUAGGUAGUCUGCUUACUGCUGAUAUCAAGAUUUAUUGUGAAAAUGGAAAAAGGUUAUAUUUUGGUUUGUUCUCAGCCAAAACCGAUUGGAUCACUUCCUUUAUGUGCUUUUUGGAGCUUCAUAAUUUUGGUCACUGUUCACUUGCAAUGUAUGGUCCUACAGAGAUAUUCUUCUAAAAACCUUUGUUUGUGUUCUGCAGAAGAAAGAAAGUCAUACACAUGUGAGAUGGCAUGAGUAAAUAAUGAGAUUCUUGAACUGGAAUAUCAACAUGAUUUCUUGACUUAUAACAUGAUAACAUGACUUGAAGGAUGUACUAAUUGGAAAAAACACUUUGUGUAAUUGUCAAUGUAUUUACAUUAUUAUGUUUCGCUGACACACUUCGCAAAUGUUUGGGUUAACAGGAGAUUCGAUUUUCUACAAUGUACUGAUAUAUAAUAGUGUAUGAAGAGAAGAAUUUUAGUGUGGGAGUUUUAAGUGAUCUACAAAUAUAUAUAUAUAUAUAUAUAUAUGCACAUAGUAUAUAUUAUGUGAAUUUUUUUAUUAUACCAUCCUCUUUGUCUUUAACAUUCCUUAUGCUGUUACCUGCUACCCCUAGGCAAACUUUCAAGCAGUAUGAAGCACUGUUUUUUUCUUCUGGAGAAUUUCCUUUUAAAGUAUCAAUAUUUUAUGUUUAGUGCCCACACAGGACAUGCUACUGAUAUUAAUGUUUCUCUUUUGCAUAAUUAUUUUAUGAUUUUUGUGAACUAUAUGCAUUAUUAAUGUUCCAUAUGAUUUGUAUCACCUUAAAUGAAAUGUCACUAACUGUGACUGAUGUGUACGAAGUGUGAAGACAGAAACUGUAAGAUAUACACUGAAGAUAUUGUUUAGUUUGAACUGAAAUUGAUUGCCAUUUACAAGGCACAUUUUGACCAGUGUGAUUCAGAGUAAACUACUUUUCAUCUUUCCAAGUUAUACUUUUUAUAUAUUGUUUUAAUCUUUCUUAAGAUGUUGUCUGUAUAGUUUAAAAAUUCAAUGUUCCCCAUGCUUUCUUCUUGGUUUACAUAAUCAGUUGUACAUUUACAGUUCUUUAUCUUAAAUUAAUUGGAGAGACACUUCUGGAUAUUGUAAAAGGUCUGUGUAAAAGGCCAUUAUGCGUCAAAGGGAUGACAACUGUAAGAUAAUAAUCAAAUGGAUGCAUUAGGCCUGUUAUUGUAAUGAACACUGAAAUACUUGCGAGUUUAGUUGCACAUUGUCACAUCAUUAACAUAUUGCAGUUUUAAAAUCAAAUGUGACUGUUUUAUGCCAUUGAUUUGCCAGCAUAUGUGCACAAUAUUGUAUACAAGUAGAAGAGUUAAAUUAGUUCCUGAAAAUCUAAGUGAAAAUAAACUUUUACUGACUGUCGUA
Messenger RNA from Myxocyprinus asiaticus (Chinese sucker), 4610 nucleotides. RefSeq names its product tubulin-specific chaperone cofactor E-like protein. Gene Ontology annotation, molecular function: alpha-tubulin binding. The record is from RefSeq and is a predicted model, not a curated record. Lineage: Eukaryota; Metazoa; Chordata; Actinopteri; Cypriniformes; Catostomidae. The coding region runs from base 132 to 1463 and encodes 443 amino acids. The transcript has 8 exons. Gene Ontology annotation, biological process: protein folding.